AAUUGGUUAAAAGAUAUUGAGAUGAGAUCGCACCAAGUCUUUCAAUUAGAGAAAGACCAUGACCGACGUGGCUUGCAAAUUUUCAUUACGUGGCCUGUCAAAGACCUCCAUGUGGAGGCUCAAAUGAAACUCGAUGGGGAGGCUCAAGUCUAGGGUUCACUUUGAUCAUAAUUAAAGCCCUAAAUUACCAAUUGAUCAAAAAAAAAUUCUGAAAUCUACUCAAAUUGCGGAGAAAAUCGCGGGCUUUUGAAUUCAGAAUUCGGAUUCUGCUAUACCAACAUCUCAAAUAGUUGAUUCGUCUUGCAACCAUGACUGAGUGGGUUGGCCAGAGGAAAAAAAGGUGUGACGUGUGCAACAUCUUCAUAUCCAAUAAUUCUCCCAUCAUCAAGAUACAUGAGCAAAGCUUACGUCACAGAGAAAAUGUUAAGAAGCUGUCUAACAUGACAGAAAAGAAAGAUGCUAAAGAGAAAGACAAAAAGAAAACUACCCGUGUUCUCAAACAAGUUGAAGAGAAAGCGAGUCAUAGUUAUCAAAAUGACAUAUCAACCUUAAAGGCCAGAGAUUCUGAUGCAACUUCAUUAGCUGCUCAAACAAGUAGAGAAGGGAUAGGUGAUCAAUUUACAAUGUAUGGAGAAUGGGAGUAUGACACCUCAGCAGGUUAUUUCUACAACCAAACUAACGGUUGUUAUUAUGAUCCAAAGUCGGGCUUCUUCUACACAAAUGCUUUAGGUAAGUGGGCAACACUGAAAGAGGUUCUUGCUGCUGCAACAAAACUUUCUUCACAAAAGAAACCCAAUCUUGCCACAUCCAAAUCUCCUUUCCAAAAUGGUCAACAUGAGAAAGAUAAUGUCACCAAGUCCAAGAAGCCGUCUAACAUGGUAGAAAAGAAAGUUGCUAAAAAGAAAACAUCCCGUGUUCUCACACUCGCACAAAUUGAAGAGAAAGAGAGUAAUGCAACUUCAUUAGCUGCUCAAACAAGCAGUGAAGGGAUAGGUGAUUGUGGUUGUCAUCUCUCUACAAUGUUUGGAGAAAAAACGUGUUAUCCGAUAGACUUGAUGCGAAUGCUAGAUGAUCAUGAUUGGGAGCAUGACAACUCAUAUGGUUAUUACUACAACCAAACUAACGGUUGCUAUUAUGAUCCAAAGUCCGGCCUCUACUACCCCCAUGAUUUAGGUAAGUGGGUAACACUGAAAGAAGCUCUGGCUGCUACACCCAAACUGGCUUCCAAAAGUCAACCCUCAUCAUCUGUACAUAUAAAGAAGAGAAAACAACCAGAUUCCAAGCCAAAACUGGUGUCUGAAGAGGAAGAGGCUGCAAUUAAAGCGUGUGAGGUAGAAAGGAAGAGAGUAGAGGAGAGGGAGAAAUUUGGUAAACUCCCAAUUAGAUUCACUUACACAAGGAAGAAGAGGAAAGACUGACUGACCUCAAUGUAAUUUAUUUGGUUAACAAGGGUAAUAUUGUUGUCUGUUAUGUAUUUUUACAGUUAGGUUGGUAUAAAUAGUUAGUUGGCAUCUUUUGACAAAAUCAGUUAGAGUUGAAAUCUGGGAAGUACUGGCCCAGAUUUUUGUGUGUAGUCAUUCCAUUUCCAGUUCAACGUUCCAUUCGAGUCAUUUCUAUCUGUUCUUAAUGUUACCGUACACAAAAUAUUCACUCUCGUCUUUAUAACUUAUAAGCAGUGAUGUAUUUUUUAUUGUGUAAUGUUAUGUCAUGUCAUGU
This is a messenger RNA of Lactuca virosa, 1716 nucleotides long. NCBI's taxonomy places the organism in Eukaryota, Viridiplantae, Streptophyta, Magnoliopsida, Asterales, Asteraceae. The record is from the annotation of a GenBank genome assembly.